Molecule: messenger RNA, 290 nt
Organism: Linum tenue
Lineage: Eukaryota; Viridiplantae; Streptophyta; Magnoliopsida; Malpighiales; Linaceae
Source: the annotation of a GenBank genome assembly
UGGAACGAAGCUUUGGUGCACUUUCUGCUCAUAUCUGGACUGGAAUGGUUUUGAAAUCUCGAAAUAAGAUGGCUGAACAACCAUUACCUCAUGAAGAAAAUUUUCUCCCUGGUAUCAUCCCUAAGUUGACAAACAAGCUAAUGGAUAGUUAUAAGAGUGGUGGUGGUUACGGGUCUAAUAACACUUGUAAAGAAUUUCGCUACGGUGGCGCGUACAGGGCGUAGUGUAAGCGCUCUGCUGAAUUAGACUCAUAGUACUGAUGAUGAGAGUGAAGUCUGCUCAUUAUCAUC